This is a messenger RNA of Lecanosticta acicola, 1708 nucleotides long. The record is from the annotation of a GenBank genome assembly. Lineage: Eukaryota; Fungi; Ascomycota; Dothideomycetes; Mycosphaerellales; Mycosphaerellaceae.
AUGGCCGACUGGGACGAGAAGCAGAAACAGACAUGGGCCGCUGCCGAGCGCAUUGAAGAGGCGGACCUCAAGGCCGGCGUUCCAAGCGAAAUCACCGCUCUCUCUGCCAUCGAGGCGACAGCAGCAUCGAAAGCAGCCUGGCUCAUAUCCUUGACAGUAUCUCUUGGAGGCUUCCUCUUCGGUAAGAAAAUGAGAGUAUCUCAGCUGGUCGAGCCGUAGCUAAAUCAUCUCAGGCUACGAUACUGGCUACAUCUCCUCUGUGCUCGUGAGCAUUGGCAGCGCCCUGGGUCACGAAUUGUCCUCAAGCGAAGAAGAAUUGGUUACAUCUCUCACCUCCGGGGGUGCUCUCGUUGGAGCAGUCUUUGCAGGUCUAGGUGCCGACAAAUACGGACGAAAAUGGCCUAUCUGGGCUGCAUGUGUGGUCUUCGUCAUCGGAACUGUCCUCCAGACUGCCUCAUAUUCUGUUCCACAAUUCGCCGUGGGUCGAUUUGUAGUUGGCCUGGGAGUGGGAUCGGCAGCUAUGAUUGUACCCCUCUACAUUGGAGAGCUGGCGCCUGCGAAGUAUCGAGGCCGCAUGAUUGCGUUUAACAACAUGUAAGCAAUCGUCAUCGAGAGAGCCACUUGGAUGAAUAGCUGAUCUUGUCUUAGGUCCGUCACUUUCGGCCAACUAGUCGCUUCAUCCAUUGGCGCAGGCUUUGCUAAUGUCACACCGGAUGGCUGGCGAGCGACAGUAGGAAUUGGAGCGGCACCAGCCAUUCUACUUUCAAUCAUGCUUCUUUGGUGCCCCGAGUCUCCAAGACAGCUCAUUGCUCACGGCAAAGUCGAAGAAGCCGAAAGAGUGUUCCUGCGCCUCUAUCCCGGCUCGACACCCGAUCAACGGCUAGCGAAGAUCCGCAGUGUGGAGAUCUCCCUCGAAGAAGCAACUUCUUCCAUCCAGAGAGAAGCUCUCUGGACCACCUUCAAGCGCAUCUUCUCCACAGCUGCGACAGGCCGUGCCGUGUUCGUGGCUUGUGUCACCAUGGCCAUAUCUCAGCUUGGUGGUUUCAAUACCUUGAUGUACUACAGCGCUAAAAUCUUCGCCAUUGUCGGAUUCAACAACGCCACAGCCGUCGCUAUUGUCGUCUCCGGGACCAAUUUCAUCUUUUCAAUCGUCAAUUUGUUCCUCGUCGACAAGUUUGGACGAAGGCAAUUGCUUACCGUAACGGUUCUCGGAAUGAGUAUCUGCAUGCUCAUCGCGGCUGUCUCGUUCCACUAUAUCCCGAUCGAUCUUUCGACAUUGGAAGUUACGACAGACUCUAUCAGCUGGGCCGGUGCACUCGUCCUCGUGGUCAUCAUUCUCUACGUCGGAUUUUACUCCUCUGGUGUGGCUACGAUCGCCUGGAUCGGAACCGAACUCAUUCCUAUGGAAGUACGAGCACUGGGGACCAUGCUUAUCACCGUCACUUGCUGGUCGACAAACAUCAUCAUCAGCAGUACAUUCCUGUCCAUGAUGAAAGGUAUCACUCCCUCUGGCGCCUUUGGUUUCUACUGCGGUAUUUGCUUCGUCGGAUGGUUAUUCGCACUCUUCUGCUAUCCAGACGUGAAGGGUAUGCCAUUGGAGAUAAUUCGAGAUGUGUUUGAGCAUGGAUUUGGAUUGCGCUACAGCAAACAAUGGCAGAAAGAACACAAGCACGAGAAGAAAGAGGCGCAACAGACCUUCGGACACUGA